UUCACCCCCAGUGCUCCAGUACUCUUUAAACUUCCACAUAAUUAUAGACCAUGGCUUGUUCUGUUUUGCCCGAAAAUCUACUCUCCGUUCGGCAAAAGAUGAUCGACGAGCUCAUUCAAGGUCGUGAAAUCGCCAACCAACUCCGAACUGUACUUUUCGAGUCUGUUUUUGGUGAUGAUUGGUCUGUAGUAAUUUCUGCAGAAUACUUGGUUUCGAGGAUCAUGGAGUCAUUUACGAAUACCCUUUUCAUGUUGAAUCAAAACGACGUCCCUAAUGAGGUCGUCGUUUCUCAGAUUCAGCGCACCAGUUCUCGUGUCGAUUCCCCGUGUUUCGAUGGUCAAAAAUCUGAAGAUUUCGCGAAAAGUUGCUGGACUAGUGUUUCCACAACUUUGAAACAUACCAGCGGUUGCUGCAAGAGAAGGAAGACUGUCUUCACAUGGCAAAGAGAAACUUCAACCCUGAUGGAUGAUGGGCAUGCAUGGAGAAAGUAUGGACAAAAAAUGAUUCUUAAAGGCAAACAUCCAAGACACUACUAUAGGUGCACUCACAAGAAUGAUCAAGGAUGCCAAGCAACCAAACAAGUCCAGAAAAUUCAAGACAAUCCUCCAAUCUUCAGGACAAAAUAUUAUGGGCACCACAGAUGUGGAAACCUCCUUAGAGCUUCUGAACUCGACUUUGAUUCUACUAGUCCUAACCAAGACUCUUCUCUACUUCUUAGCUUCAAAAAUGCCAAUCUCAAUAACCUAACAUCCAACCAAGCACACUCUUUCUUCUCUGCAUUUACAAAACAUGUGGAAUUGAAGGAUCACAUGGUACCUUCAUGCGAUAACAACAUGAUAGUAGACGGCCAUAUCAAUAACCAAGCAUCCUCGGAUUAUAUUGUCACAUCGGCCAAUGAAUUUCAUUACCAUCAUCGUGAUCAUGAUGAUAUUGAUGACCUGACGGCGUUUGAUUAUCAAUCUCCCGGGAACAUGGCGGUGUUGUCACCAAAUUUGGACUUUGGUAUUGAAGGGGAUCUGAUGCCCUUUGACACCCUUUGACGAUGACGAUGCC
This is a messenger RNA of Morus notabilis, 1053 nucleotides long. RefSeq names its product probable WRKY transcription factor 46. The record is from RefSeq and is a predicted model, not a curated record. The transcript is spliced from 3 exons. Bases 51 to 1040 code for a protein of 329 amino acids. Gene Ontology annotation, biological process: regulation of DNA-templated transcription. Lineage: Eukaryota; Viridiplantae; Streptophyta; Magnoliopsida; Rosales; Moraceae. Gene Ontology annotation, molecular function: sequence-specific DNA binding; DNA-binding transcription factor activity.